Molecule: messenger RNA, 1047 nt
Organism: Debaryomyces hansenii CBS767
Lineage: Eukaryota; Fungi; Ascomycota; Pichiomycetes; Serinales; Debaryomycetaceae
Gene: IFG3
Product: Ifg3p
Exons: 2
Coding region: 1-1047 (348 amino acids)
Molecular function (GO): FAD binding; D-amino-acid oxidase activity
Source: RefSeq, a predicted model, not a curated record
AUGACUAAAUACGUUGUAAUUGGCUCUGGUAUAGUUGGAUUAUAUACUGCUUUUGUUCUUCUCGAACAAGGUAUCAAAUCGACAGAUAUUUCAGUAAUCGCCGAAUUUUUACCUGGGGAUGAGUCAAUAAACUAUACAUCUCCAUAUGCUGGCGGUAAUUUCUCAUGUAUUACUGGCGAUGAUCGUGAAACUUUAGAAUUUGAUAGAUAUACGUAUACUAAUUUGCAUAAGGUUCAAGAAAAAUUAGGGGGAAGUAAAUGUGGGUUAGAUCGCUACAUAUCUACCGAAUAUUGGGAUACAAUGCCAUCAGCAGCAAAAAGAGAUUCGUUGAAAGAAUACCUCGAAGAAUAUGAACUAAUUGCUGAGGCUGAUUUGCCACAGGGGGUAGCCUUUGGGAUAAAAUUUAGAUCAUGGAACUUUAAUUGCCCAUUAUUCUUACUGAAUUUUCAAGCAUUUUUAGAAAAUGAAAAUGGUAUUAAGUUUACAAGAAGAAAGCUCUCCCAUGUUUCUGAUGCGUACUCCUCUGAUACAAAAAUUGUAUUUAAUUGCACAGGAAUUGGCGCCCAUAAGUUAGGGGGAGUUAGUGACGUGGAUGUUUACCCCACACGAGGACAAGUUGUGGUAAUCAAGGCUCCACAUAUCAAAGAAAAUGUUAUGAGAUGGACAGAUUCAGACCCUACUUAUAUUAUCAAGAGACCUUAUUCAAAUGACCAAUUGAUACUCGGUGGCUUCACUCAAAAGGACAAUUGGACUGCCGAUACGUUUAAGAAGGAAACUAUCGAAAUCUUAGAAAAAACUACUAAGCUUCACCCAAAGAUCUUGAAAGAAAACCCUAAUGGAUCUAGUAUUAAGGAUUUAGAAAUUUUAAGAGUUGCCUCAGGCUUAAGACCAAGUAGACAUGGUGGCCCCAGGAUUGAAAAGGAAACUUUCAACAAUAAUAAAGUUUUAAUCCACAACUAUGGUGCUAGUGGGUAUGGAUACCAAGCAGGAUUGGCAAUGGGCCAUAAAGCUGUCCGUUUAGCUUUAUCUAGAGAUGUCAAGCUUUGA